GAGUAAUGGCAUCCACUUCGAGAGCUAAUAACGAGGCAGCAAAAUGGACUCAAAGCGAACAAGAUUAUCUCUUGAAAUUAAUGGUUGAACAAGUGAAAGUUGGUAAUAAGAGUUCUAGCACUUUCAAUAAAGGUGGGUGGAACAAUAUCAAGAAGGGGCUUGAGGAAAAAGCUAAUCGGUCAUUUACGAUGGUUCAAUUAAGGAAUAAGAUGAAUAAAAUGCGAUUCGAUUACAGCGCUUUCAAGAGACUACUGGAUACUACAGGUUUUGGUUGGAAUUCCGUGACGAGGACCUGUACAGUUGAAGAUGAGAGUGUUUGGGAUGUACACAUCAAGGCAAAUCGUGAUUGGUCAAAGUUUAGGAGGAAUGGGCUACCACAUUGGCCUGAACUAUGUAUAAUUUUUGGGGAUUCAUAUGCUAGUGGGAUAGGAGGAUUCGGGAAUGAAUCUGAUUUCAGGUUUGAAGAGGAAUCGAGAGGUGUUGAUGAUGAGGUGGAUGCAGAUGUAGAUGUAACUCCAACUACUCCAUUGGCUAAUACCUUGCCAACAAGUUAUUAUGAAAGACAAGAUCCAGAAACUGAUCGUCCUAGAGUCAACAGAAGACUUGAUAGGACACCUACAGGAUAUAGGAAGAAGAGUAGGACAACUGGUAUUGAACGCGCCAUACAGACCCUAGCCGAGUCAGUAGCAAACAAGAAUACUUCAACCCCAAGCUCAACUCCAAUGGGUCUCACUCCAAAUACCACAGAUUUCAGCACUUCUACUUGUGUUAGAUUAUUGGAAACCAUGAAUGAUAUCCCAAGAGAGUUGCAUAUUAAGGCGUGCAAGAGGAUAUUGGUGGAUCGGGAAUGGAGAGAAUAA
This is a messenger RNA of Macadamia integrifolia, 860 nucleotides long. RefSeq lists its product as uncharacterized. The record is from RefSeq and is a predicted model, not a curated record. The transcript is spliced from 2 exons. NCBI's taxonomy places the organism in Eukaryota, Viridiplantae, Streptophyta, Magnoliopsida, Proteales, Proteaceae. The coding region runs from base 6 to 860 and encodes 284 amino acids.